Molecule: messenger RNA, 288 nt
Organism: Protopolystoma xenopodis
Lineage: Eukaryota; Metazoa; Platyhelminthes; Monogenea; Polystomatidea; Polystomatidae
Source: the annotation of a GenBank genome assembly
ACAAAUGUUGCCGCCGGAGCCAGCUAUGAUCUCACUUUGGUCAGUUGUCAUCUCAGCACUGUGAAAAUGGGCGCGGAUGGCAGCGCUCAGGCGGUGCUUGAGAUGAAGAUGACCUCGCCAACUCUGAGCAAUAUCUCCUUGGCGACGGUGAAGACGGAAAUGACAACUGCAUAUGCGCUCACGAAUGCAGGCCUAAAUCAAAACAGUCUUGUCGGCUUGAACGGGGUUGACAUGGCUCUAUCGUGUAAGUCAUCUUGCCACAUGAGUAAAGAACUAUUUUACUUUUGA